AUUUUUCUGGCUCCUACUCUCCCUCUCUCUGGUCUCUCUGCGAUUCUCAAGCUGCUUCCGGACCAGAAAAAAGCUCUCUCUCUCUCUCUCUCUCACAGCGUCUCAGGUAGAGGCGGUAGGCAAACGAGAAUGGCGAUGGUUAUCGGCAACUUGAGUUCCCGCCCGAAGGUGCGACAUUCAGCAUUUCAUCAUUUCCAUGGAGGGCCUUCAGAUCUCGUGCCGGAAGAAAGACCGGGAAAGGGAUAGUCGUCACCCUUACAAGGUCAUCGAGAUCACUCCUCCUCCCAGGAGCCUCGGCGUCCGUUGCUUUCCCUCGAACUUGCAAUGCGGUGAGAGCGUGACAAUCGAGGGCCAGGCCUAUACAAUCUCGGCUGUGACUCACCGCUAUCAGCUCCGGAAGGGGAAGUACGAGCCUAGCGAGAAGAGGCUGGACGUCUUAUCGACGGGAAGAUACAUCUUGAACUUGUAUUUGGAUAAUCUGUUUGAGCAAUCUUGACAUCUAUUCUCCUUCAUGCUCGAGCUCCAGUUUCUCGUGGCUCCGAUCAUGGUCUGGCAUUCUGAAUGUAUUUAUCUUGCUUAUGUUCUUGUUAGCUAUCCAACCUUAGCUGUUCAUCUAUGCAGAAUUAGGAAAGAGGGUGCAUUCUCCAUACCUA
Molecule: messenger RNA, 653 nt
Organism: Eucalyptus grandis
Lineage: Eukaryota; Viridiplantae; Streptophyta; Magnoliopsida; Myrtales; Myrtaceae
Exons: 3
Coding region: 197-496 (99 amino acids)
Source: RefSeq, a predicted model, not a curated record